Messenger RNA from Vigna unguiculata (cowpea), 2585 nucleotides. RefSeq names its product TPX2 (targeting protein for Xklp2) protein family. The record is from RefSeq and is a predicted model, not a curated record. Lineage: Eukaryota; Viridiplantae; Streptophyta; Magnoliopsida; Fabales; Fabaceae.
UCCAGUAGUAUCAACGUCGUGUCCAAACCUCAACGUUACUCGAAGAAAAAGGAGGUUCCAUUUCUUUCUCACCACAUGCAAUUCAGAAAUUAUAUUUAUUGGACCGUUUAAUCUCUGAUUCACAUUAAUUUGUGAAGCAACACACUUUGGAUUUUUUCACUCUCUGAAUGUAGUUAUAGAGAUAGAAAAAGAAAGAGAAGAGGCAUAGUUUUAUUUUAUUUUUUGUUGUUGUUGUUGUUGUUGAGUGAGGGCUUUGUUUUUCGUUAUGGGUGAACCAUCGGCAUGUCUCGUUCGAUCCUUCUCCAGUCCCGCCGACACUCGUUACGAGGGUAACCCUAUCCCUGCGCUUGGAGAAUCUAUCUCUUUUGGGAGGUUUAUGACAGAAAACUUGGAUUGGGAGAAAUGGUCAACAUUCACUCAAAAUCGCUAUGUUGAAGAAGCUGAGAGAUAUUCCAAGCCGGGUUCUGUGGCCGCGAAGAAAGCCUACUUUGAGGCUCAUUACAAGAGAAAGGCUGCGGAGAGAGCAGCUGCAUUGAUCCAAGAAGCAAAUGCAAAUCUUCAGGCUAAUGGAACUUUUGAGUUGGAAGCUCAGCAAAGAAACCAUGCCGAUUCAUCAUCUGAAACGAGUUCAAGUGUGCAACACGUUGUUGCCGCCAAUGAACAGCCGGAUGAAGAAACUGUGAAUUGCCAAGUUGUUGAAUGUGCCGAUGGAGACCAACGAAAAUGUGAUGCCGGACAAAGUGAUUUAGACAUUUCCAAUGUAGAAGGAGUAGUAGUGGACGUGGCACAUCCUCUCGUUAAUGCAAAUAUUAAUUUGGGAAGUUUCACAACCAUGGAUAAUUCUAACCAGUUUGAUCAUGUUGAAGACAAUACAAAUACUGGCCCUGUGGAAGAGAAGAUGCUUGAACAUGGUGCUGCUGGUCCCGAAGGAAAAAGAGAAGCAAAUUCUUCUCCAGAAUUAUCUACCAAAACCGUGUCUUCCAAAUGUUUUCCUCUUGAUGAAAGGAAGGUUGCUGCUGCUUCUGUAUCAUCCAGAAGUGGAAUAAACAGUGGUCCGAAAGGCAAGAAGUCUGUUGGAGACUUUGUUGAGAAGAAUAAACUCAUUGCGCACUCAGUCCACUCGUCAAUCAAUCUUUCAUCUGGUACUGGUGAAACACGCAAAAGAGCUGCUGCAGCUAUACAGUCCAGAAAUGGUCUAAGCACUUUUUCAACAAAUAAGAAGUCUGUUGGAGGCAUGGUUGAGAAGAAACGAAUAGGUUCACCAUUACUUAAAAUGUCAAUCAAUCUCCCAUCGGGUGCUGUUAUGCCAAACAACACAGCUACUGCAGCUACUAAACCCAGAAAUGGAACAAACUUUAUUGCGAAAGUUAUAAAAUCUGUCGGAAACUCAGUGGGAAAGAGACCAACCUCGAGGUCACUCCAUAUGUCAAUCAAUCUGCCUUCUGGUGCAGCUGAAACAAGUAAAACAGCUUCAGUGUUUGACCAGAACAUAAUUAAAAAAGUUCAUUCUAAUUUGCCCAAAAACAAUCCAUUGGCAAUGCGGGCAUCCACUGAGGCAUCUCGUGGUUUGCAAGAUCAAGGUUCUGCCAAUCUCCUUUCUCAGAGUGGAAGGACCGAAAGACUACUUAACAAGUCUGUAUCUGGAGGUGUUACAGUGAAUGCAAAACCUUCCUCCUCCAUUUCUUUUGGCUUCCUGAAAUCUUCAAGCACCAACAAAAGCAAUCUCCAAUCAGCUACCGUAUAUUUGCCUUUUAAAUUCAGAAGUGAAGAAAGAGCAGUUAAACGCAGAGAGUUCUUGCAGAGGAUGGAUGAAACUAAAUCCAAGGAAGAAGAGAAAGUGAAGUUGCAAAGGACUCUCAAGGGUAAAACAGUGCUUGAUCACAAGAAGCUGGGGCAGAGCAGUGCUUCUCUUUCCAAACAAAAUGAGGACAAGAUUGGUGGAUCGCGUUCCCCAAGUAACCGGAUUAGAAAGACCUCACCUACACUGCCCCGGUCACCAAAACUUGUGAGGAAAGCAAGUUCUAGUUCUAGCACAGUCCAGGACAAAAGCUUAGGAAAUGCAUCGAAGCCCCCUAUCAGCACAAACAAUUCCAAACCUACUACUGAAAAAAUUAACCGAACUACAAGACCAGUAAAUUCAUUAUCUAGUACCACAAGAGAAAAUGCUUCACCAAACAUUCAGCAUUAGCAAGAAAAGAAGUACCUGGCCGAGCCUGUGACUUCAAGAAAAAACUGUGAAAGAAACUGAAACAAGCCGCUUAUAUUCUUUCAGCCUCAUGUUCAUAUCGUUAAACAGUGAUUGUAGUUUACUUGUAAUAGGAUAAUUAGGAGAGAUCAUGUCCCGAUGUGUUUUCACAUUUCGAUGGAAAAUUUUGUAGUUUUUUUUUUUUCUGUUGUAGUUAUAUCUAGUCUACAUUAAAUUUUGAUAUUGGAGAUAACCAAGUUUGUGAAAUAGGUUUAGGCUAUACAUCAAGGUAAAUUGUAGGACAUGUAUUACCUUUAGUUUCACAUAACUGUGAUUCGUCACUUUGUUACAAACCAUUCAAAUAUUAAUUUUGAGGACAUGGAAAUAUUUUUUCUGUGAA